Messenger RNA from Exaiptasia diaphana, 2864 nucleotides. Its product is annotated as neutral and basic amino acid transport protein rBAT. Lineage: Eukaryota; Metazoa; Cnidaria; Anthozoa; Actiniaria; Aiptasiidae. Gene Ontology annotation, biological process: carbohydrate metabolic process. The transcript has a single exon. The record is from RefSeq and is a predicted model, not a curated record. Bases 257 to 1948 code for a protein of 563 amino acids.
UACAUUUUUAUCAUAAAAUUCCAAGACUCUUGUUGAAUUUUAAGGAUUUUGAGUAGAAUUACCAUGAAGCGACUGAUGGUAAACUUUUUAGGGCGUGUCACUUCCCGAGCCGUUAUUCAGCUACUAGUACUCGCUUUUCGCGGUCAAAGGUGCGGAACGCCUGGCUUAAAUCGUCCUCGGGGGCUGUCGUAUGGCUCCAGCUUGGGCUUCAGCUUACAACUGAGAAGUGUCUUUGAGGUGUUUUUGCCCACUAAAGAUGAAAGACAAAUUAAUCGAACCUCAGAUUUCAUUAUCUUUGUAUUCAUGGAUCUCUAUUSUUGUUGGGUUGCUCGUGUUCGUUUAUGUUAUCAUAAAGUGGCUCACUGACUCCGACGAAAAGACAAAAUGGUGGCGUSAAGGCGUUAUCUACCACAUCUAUCCCCGAUCGUUCUGCGACACGAAUGGAGACGGAAAUGGUGAUAUUAGAGGAAUMAUCGAUAAACUAGAUUACUUGGAAGAACUAGGAGUCACUAUCUUGUAUCUGAGUCCAAUAUUCCAAUCACCCAUGGUCGAUAAUGGCUAUGAUAUUUCAGAUUUUUGCGAUAUCAAUCCAAUAUUUGGAAACAUGGACGACUUCGAUGAAUUAAUAGAGAAUGUACACGAGAGAGGUCUUAAGCUUGUGCUUGACYUWGUACCUAACCACACAAGUGAUCAACAUCCAUGGUUCCAGGAGAGUUKCAAAAGUAAACGCAACCCGAUGCGAAAUUGGUACAUAUGGAGGGACCCUGGGAAAGACRGAGGACCWCCCAAUAACUGGACAAGYGUCUUUGGUGGAAGUGCCUGGACAUUUGAUCCAAUAACUAAGCAGUACUAUCUUCAUCAAUUCUACGAUGAGCAGCCUGAUUUGAAUUUUAGAGAACCCAAGGUUGUCAAAGCCAUGAAAGAUGUGCUCAGGUUUUGGUUUGACAAAGGUGUUGAUGGUUUUCGAGUUGAUGCAGUGCCUCAUAUAUUUGAAGAUGAAAACUUCCAAGAUGAGCCAGUAUUACCCAAUUAUGACCCAAAGAACCCCAAAUAUGAACAUUUAAAGCAUAUAUAUACUUAUGAUUUAGACGAGGUCCACCCAGUCAUUAGAGAGUGGAAACAGGUCUGUAAUGAGUACAAAGAUUCCUACCGUCUYUUGAUYGGYGAAAUAACUGAAGGUUCAACUGAAAAGUAUUAUGGAACCAAAGAAGCCCCUGAGUUUGAUUUCCCAUUCAAUUUCACUUUGGUUAACCUAAACAGGAACAACACAGCGGCAGAUAUACAUAAAAUGAUYCUUCAAUAUCUCAGCUCUUUACCCAAGGGYGCAUGGCCAAACUGGUUACUUGGCAAUCAUGAUGUUUCAAGAAUCAGCAGCCGAGUUAGUGAAGAUUGUAUGGGUGCUUAUCAGAUUCUGUUACUAACCCUGCCAGGGACACCCAUCAUGUACUAUGGUGAUGAAAUUGGAAUGGCUGAUGCUGACUUAGAAAAUUCCAAUCUUAAAGAUUUUAGAGAUCCCUACCGCACACCCUUACCUUGGAACUCGUCAAAGAAUUCUGGAUUUUCACCAGGGAAGAAAACAUGGCUUCCAGUGUACAGAGGUUUUGAAGAGAGCAAUGUUGAAAUUGAUCAGUUCAAAUCAACUUCAUUAUUGAGUCUUUGUACAAAAAUGCUUCACCUUCGAAAUAAAACUCAAGCUUUUAAAACCUUGGAGUUUGAGGUUGUGCAUGUGGAUCAAAGUGUCCUUGCAUACAAAAGAUCUCACAAACAAUCUGUUUAUCUGGUGGUUCUUAAUUUUGGAUGUUACUCAUGGGCUGGAUGUCUGGAUAAUAUUUCUGGACUUGGUACUUUGUUGAUUGACAGUACCACCAUUAAAGCGACAGGCACAAGGAUUAAUGUUAAACAGAUUUUAUUGCACAAAGGACAAGCACUAGUCAUCAAGAUGGACUGAGUUAAUAUAGUUAACAUAUUUUUUAACAAAUAGAUUCAUGUCAUAGAGCAAACUAAAAACAGUUAAAGGCYGAUUUACACAACACGAUCUUGAUGAUUUACCUACAACUUGAAAAACUAAUCAUAGGAUGUUGAUCCUUGGCUCAAAACUAUAAACUAUMCACCUUCAGUGACCUUGAAGAGUGAAGAACAAUUUUAAAGUGUAGAGACUUGUGAUUUAAUAACAGUAAAUUUAAGAUUCAUGGAUGUUUUUCAAGUAUUGACAAUCAAUGCAUACAUAAUUAUGAUAUUUUAGGUAGAGCUAUUUGAAGUUUUUUAUUACAUGAUAAAAAGUUCUGAAGUCAUUAAUUAUGUACAUUCAUUGGCAUGCCAUCUUUAUAAAUAUGUAUGAUAAAUAACAAUAUUACAAGYAUACUAUUUUUACAUUUCUUGAUUUAUUAUUACUAGAUAUUUAAUGCAGCAGUUCAUCUACACAUUAGAUUAAUGAAUAUUAUCUUCAAGGGUAUGUAAAUAUAAAGUAGUCCUACUAGACAUAUUUCUUCCAUUUCUUCCACGUUUGAAUGUAGGAUGAAAAUUGACAUAAUCUCUAAAUGUAUUCUACGGUUUUAAGACUUCAUUCUAAUAUAUUAUACAUAAUUUGGUUCCCAUUCAAACUGGCUUCAGAACAAAGACUGCAUCACUUAAAACAUAAAAGUUCUCAUACAAGUCUCCCUCACAUAAAUAAGGUAAUUUUGUAAAAUGUUCAACUGCAAAUCCACUAGGAAGAAACACACUCUCAAUAAGGCUUACAACUUGUUCCUUCCAAGUCUCUCCAUGUAAAUUAAUGAGCUCUGUUGGWGGAAUUAAGCUUCUUCCUAGAAGAAAUGUAAAAUUAUAGCAAUAAAUAAAGUGAGGAAUGUGACAAAAGAUAGCCAUGA